Prorocentrum cordatum is the source of this 2617-nucleotide messenger RNA. NCBI's taxonomy places the organism in Eukaryota, Dinophyceae, Prorocentrales, Prorocentraceae. The record is from the annotation of a GenBank genome assembly.
GCCAUUUUGGCUCCAGGGCGCUCCGCGUCCCCACUGCCUCUCGGGCUGGGCCGGCGCCGGAGGGGGAGCGGGGGCGCCAGAGGGCCCUCGGCCCCCCCUCCUUCGGCCGCGCGCCUCCCGGGCCCCGCCCGAGCCGGGUGACUGCGGGCCGGGCGCCGAGGGUGCGCGCUCUGCAGCCCGGGGGAGGGCGCCGCUGCCGCACGCCACGACCGCAGGCAGCGACGGCGCGGGCCUGCUCCACGCAGCGGCGGCCGGCCGCGGCGCGGGCGAGGCGCCGCCAGCCCUCUGCGCCCGCAUGGUGGCCAAGGCGGUCAGCGUCGCGGUGCGGUGCCGCUCCGUCUUGCCGCACGACAAGGACCAGCGCGUCUGCGUGCAGGCCGUCGGCGAUCGCGGCGUGGAGUGCCUCGACCCGGAGCAGCUGCACGCGGAGCUGCGCGCGAAGCACGGCCGCCAGGACUACCUGAAGGAGAAGCACAACCGCGAGCGAGCCUACACGUUCGACGCCGUCUUCGGCCCCGCGGCGACGAACGCGGACGUCUUCCGAAAGCUCGCCAAGCCUCUCAUCCCGGAGGUCAUCGCCGGCAAGCACGCCACGUGCUUCGCCUACGGCCAGACGGGGUCGGGCAAGACGCACACGAUGCUUGGCAGGCAGGGCGAGGCCGGGAUGGUGGAGCAGGCCCUCCACGACCUGCUGGAGCAGGCGGUGCGGGCCAGCGCGCGCGUCGCCGUCACCUUCGUCGAGGUCUACAACGAGCAGAUCCGGGACCUGCUGCACCCGAAGUGCCAGGUCCUCGACCUGCGGGACGACCCCCUGCGCGGGCCCUGCCUCGUGGGCGUGCAGGAGGAGGCGGCGUCCACGCCCGAGGCCGUCAUGAGCCUCGUCCGCGCGGGCAACGCCCGGCGGACCGAGGAGACCACGGCCGCCAACCCGGUGUCGUCCCGCUCCCACGCCGUGCUGCAGCUGGAGGUGGAGUCGUUCCUGCCCCCGCGCCUCGAGGGCGGGCCGCAGCGGAGGCGCGCGGCCAAGCUCUCGCUCGUGGACCUGGCCGGCUCCGAGCGGGCUGCCAACACGGGCAACAAGGGUGCACGCCUCCGUGAGGGUGCCAUGAUCAACCGGUCGCUGCUCGCGCUGGCGAACUGCAUCACCGCGCUCACGCGGAAGGGGGCCUACGUCAAUUACCGCGACUCCAAGCUGACCAGGAUGCUGAAGGACUCCCUGUCGGGCAACUGCUACACCGUCAUGGCGGCGCACGUGAGCCCGAGCAUCGCCGCCUUCGAGGAGACCAUCAACACGCUGAAGUACGCCCACCGCGCCUGCGAGAUACGCGGGCUGGGCGGCGGCGUGCGCGCGAACGUGUGCGAGGUUGCCGAGAAGUACGCCGACCGCCUGAGCCCGUGCCUGGAGGCCUCCCGCAGGCUGCAGCAGCAGGUCGCCAGGUUCGCGCCCCCGAGCAGGAAGUUCGCGCCCCCGAGCAGGGCGCCGCCCGGCCGCGUCGCCACGGCGGCCGCGGCGGAGGUGCCGGUCUCCUCGGCCGGCGCGGCCUCUCGGGCCGUGGAGUUGGCCGAGGAGCUGGAGAUGACGCGGGUGAAGGUCAUGAGCAAGCUGCGCAAUCACAUCCGCAUCGAGCAGACCGCGCUCGAGCUCGAUCAGCAGAACAAGAUGAACGAGAUCGAGCUGUCCAAGCUGGAACUGGACGUCGUCCUCGGCAACGGGGAUGCAACGAGGGUAGCCAAGGCUGGUCCUCAACUUGAAGGUCAACCCUCAGGCUCUGCGAACGUCAAAGGCCAGCUCAAGCUGCUGAAGAUGCACGGCGCACUGCGUGGAGCGAUUCGGAAAAAUGCUGCUCAGCGCGACCAGUUGGAGAAGCAUUCUUUGCAUUCCGUCCCCUACUCUGGGGGGGAGGAGGAGGCAAAGCUGAUCUCAUUGCUGGCAGAUGUAAAAGAGGUGCUCGAGGGUGGCAGCAAGCACGCUAUCGCCAGCGACGUCGAGAGGCGUCUCCUCCAAGCGCAGCAGGCGAUGUCACUCAUCGAGAUCGAGAAGGUCGAGGCAGAACAGGGCGCCAUCGUCAUGGAGGCUGCAGCUAGGCAGCACGAACAGGCGCUUCGACAGCAGCAGCUGCAGCUCGACAUGCACACCAAGGCUCUCGCAAUCGCUGGUACCCUUUUCGCGGCCAAGGGCCUCACCGAAGAGUGGCACGCCGCGCUGGGCCCGCUGGUGCAGCUGCUGCCGGCUCAGCACCGUGCUCAAGGAGCGCCCUCUCUGGACGAGCUCAUCGCCGAGAUCUCAGAGCCGGUGGGGUCCCCAGAGGCGUCCCCGCGGGGAUCGGCGCGGGAGACGCCCGCGGAGGAGGCGUUCGACGCGGUGCAGGGCAUAGAGGAUGGCUUCGGCGAGAUGCGAAAGACGCUUGGGCAAUCCCUCAAGCUUCAAAGGCUACACGCCGACGCGUCACCAGAAGAUGCUCAGCGUCGACGCCCCUCCGACGAGGAGGACUCCCUGGAGCUGUUGACUCUGCUGCCAGGGGCUGGAGACUCAGACGACGAGGACGGCGACUGAACUCGGAUGCGCAACGGGAUCGGCUGAUCGAGCGCCAGGAGGAACAACAACAAAAAAGGGGGG